Molecule: messenger RNA, 765 nt
Organism: Phytophthora infestans T30-4
Lineage: Eukaryota; Oomycota; Peronosporomycetes; Peronosporales; Peronosporaceae
Exons: 3
Coding region: 1-765 (254 amino acids)
Biological process (GO): vesicle fusion; retrograde vesicle-mediated transport, Golgi to endoplasmic reticulum
Cellular component (GO): SNARE complex; ER to Golgi transport vesicle membrane; Golgi apparatus
Molecular function (GO): SNAP receptor activity; SNARE binding
Source: RefSeq, a predicted model, not a curated record
AUGGCGGAGAUCAGCUACUAUGAUGCAGACUUGAGUGACGCGAUCACGAAGCUCAACGAACUCAUGGGCAAAGCUGCUAAGGCGCCACCUGGAGUCCGACCCGAAAUGCUCGCAAUGGCCGAAGUGAAGCUCAAGGAGAUGAUUGAGCUCAAGAAAGGCUUCCAGCUAGCACUUCGUCAAGCUCCGCGUGACCAAGUUGCUGCAUUUCGCGAGAAAUUCGAGGAGCAUAGUGCUCGCGUUGAAGAGCUGUCGAGUGAAUUUCGAUGGGCUAAAGCUGAGCAAGAGCGCAACGGUCUAUUCGGUGAUCGGGCUACCACAAGCGCCGCUGCAGCCAGAGGCACAAAUGGCUUGGGCAACAAAGACUUGCUCGAUAAAACUCUGGACAUCCAGUCGAAGACGGAACAAAGCCUUAUGAGCACGGCAAAGAUGGUUGAGCAGUCGAAAGACGUCGCAGCAGCCACAGCAGAGGCGCUACGAGGCCAACGUGAGCAUAUCGUGGAGAUCACAGACGCUGUGAUGGGGAUCGAAGACAGUUUGCAACGAGCUGACAAGCUGAUCCGCUCUUUCGCGCGGCGUAUGGCCACAGAUCGAGUUAUUCUGCUCUUUGCCUUCCUGGUGAUCGUCGGAAUCGCGGGCAUCGUUGGCUACAAGUCGAUGCAUCCGAAUGACACGACGUUCUACGUGCCAGAUGAGGUUACUCCCCCAGAUCCCACCGCACUCUACAAUACCACUGUGGCUGCUUUAAACAGCACACUCAACUCAUGA